UUUUUUCUCGUCCUCCAGUUUUCUGUUUUCAUACUCUCUUCUCUAUUUUCUCUCUCUAAAAACAAAUUAAAACUUCUCUCUCUACUGUUCUCUCUCUCUCUCUCCUCAGCGAAAGGUUGAAGAAAGAGAGAGGUUUUUGCUCGAUCCGAGUUAGAAUAUUAACUCAGGUGUUUUGGUUUGGAUAUUUGAAAGGGCUUACUGAAACAUACCGAUUAAGUUCUGGUCAUUUAAGAUAAAUCGCACUACCUAGUGCACCAGUCAUAGCUCUGCUACUAAACGGAUUUUGGCCAAAUCCAACCUGGUUACUGGUACUUGAAGGUUUAUGUUCACUUGAUGCUGCUAAGAUUGCUCAAUCUCAUAUCGAGAAGGGAGCUUUGGCUUUAUAAUAGGCCCAUUUUCUGUCUCCAUGCUGGCAGAGAGCAUGCGUGGAAUUUGUGCUUCGGGUAAUGCCCCUGACCAGUCAAGCCGUCGAUGCACUCGGUGUGGUGACAAUUUCUUUAGUGGCUCUUCUGGUACUGUUUGGCCUGUUCUGCAUAUUUUACACACUAUACUUCCGUGCUCGUGUUCGGAGAUCAGAGUUACACAAACUUGGUUACUUUAACGGACCUUGGAUUGUUCGAAUUAUUUUUAUAGUAUUUGGGAUAUGUUGGGGUUUUGGUGAAGUUGUUCGUUUAAGUUUUUUUAGGCGGGAGGGAAAAGUUUUUCAUUCUCUUAGUCAAAGAUGGCAGGAAGACAUAUGCAAGGUAUAUAUCCUAUCAAAUCUAGGGUUCACGGAACCAUGCCUCUUUCUCACUAUGAGUAUUCUUUUACGUGCAUCCCUGGAUUGGAGGGGGUCAGGUACACUGAACCAGAAAUGGAACUUCAAGACCAUUGGCUAUAUUUUGCUAUAUUGCCUACCAGUUUUCAUCUUGGAUCUCCUUGUUGUUAUGGUUGCCCCCGAAUUCCGGAGUGGAAAGAUUAAAGUGCUGAGAAGAUUGCCAAAUGAAUUCACCAGGGCAUAUUUGUCAUUGCGUGUAUCAGGCCAACCUGUCAUUGCUUGCACUUACCCCUUGUUGUGUACAAUACUCCAUGGACUGUUCGCCAUCAUUCUAACUACUUACCUGUCAUUUGUUGGGAGGCGGAUGGUUGUGUCGGUCAUCAACAAAGGGUUGCAGAAGAGAGUUUACAUACUUAUAGUCGUCGUUUCAAGUUUCUUACCUUUGAGGGUUCUUUUCCUUGGUUUUUCAGUUUUGGCCAGGCAUGAGCAUUUUCUCUUUGAAGCUCUUGCCUUUUCUGGUUUUCUUGUGCUUUUAAUUUGUGUUGUAGUGGGUAUUUUUAUGCUUGUUUUCUUACCUGUUGCGGAUUCUUUAGCCCUGAAUAGGGGUCUGGGGUCGCGGGGCUCAGAGGGAGGAAGGUUGCACACAUCAGAAGACGCUGAUUCCCUCUCCCUCAUUGCCGCCAACCAGAGUAAUGUUGAGACGAGCACUGCUACAAGCCUUGGGAGAAACUCCGAUGUCUCAACAAAACGGGGUUCCAUUUCAUUCCGGACUAUGAUCAAAGAUGAAGCUUCUUCUACAGGAGGUGGUGUGUAUGAGGAGGAAAUGGCCACAUUUUCCCCAGGCUUUAGGCUGUUGUCAACGUCGUCUCCUGGUUCCCCAGCGUCCCUCCAGAUGAAACUUCCGGCAUAGUUUGAGCCAAACUUACAUUGGGGGAAAGAAAGGCAGAAGAGAAGCUUUUUUUCUUAGUUCUCUUGUCUUGAUGAAUGUUAAAGAGGGUGCGCAUAUGUAAGAGGAGUGAAUUUCUGAUUAUUAAUAAGGCUGUAUCUGUUUAUAGAACCAAAGAAAUGCUACCCACUUCAGCAUGAUA
Beta vulgaris subsp. vulgaris (sugar beet) is the source of this 1845-nucleotide messenger RNA. RefSeq lists its product as hypothetical. The coding region runs from base 447 to 1667 and encodes 406 amino acids. The transcript has 2 exons. NCBI's taxonomy places the organism in Eukaryota, Viridiplantae, Streptophyta, Magnoliopsida, Caryophyllales, Amaranthaceae. The record is from RefSeq and is a predicted model, not a curated record.